Lolium rigidum is the source of this 730-nucleotide messenger RNA. Its product is annotated as glutathione transferase GST 23-like. Gene Ontology annotation, cellular component: cytoplasm. Lineage: Eukaryota; Viridiplantae; Streptophyta; Magnoliopsida; Poales; Poaceae. The coding region runs from base 14 to 730 and encodes 238 amino acids. Gene Ontology annotation, molecular function: glutathione transferase activity. Gene Ontology annotation, biological process: glutathione metabolic process. The record is from RefSeq and is a predicted model, not a curated record. The transcript has 2 exons.
CAGCCCGCCGGACAUGGAAGACGCAUCAACCAAGAUGCCUGAGCAGCCGGCGGUGAAGCUCAUCGGCUGGCUCAGCCCGUACGUCCACCGCGCCGAGGUGGCCCUGCGGCUCAAGGGUGUCCCCUACGAGCUCAUCCAGGACGACAUGGCCAACAAGAGCGACCUCCUGCUCACCCACAACCCCGUCCACAAGAAGGUCCCCGUGCUCCUCCACGGCGACCGCUCCAUCCCGGAGUCGCUCAUCAUCGUCGAAUACGUCGACGAGGCUUUCGCCGGCGCGCCGCUCCUCCCAGCCGACCCCCUCGCCCGUGCCGCCGCCCGCUUCUGGGCUCGCUUCGUCGACGACAAGCUGUGGAAGGCCUUGUGGGUGGCGCUGUGGACCGAGCCGGGCCAGGCGCAGGUGGCUCUGGCGGCGUCGGCGAGGGAGAGCCUGACGCUGCUGGAGGCGCAGCUGCCGGAGGGGAGAAGGUUCUUCGGGGGCGACGCCAUCGGGUUCCUCGACAUCGCCGCCAGCGGGGUGGCGCUGUGGCUGCCUGUGUUCGAGGAGAUGGCCGGGGUGACCCUGCUCGCCGACGAGACGCACCUGGCGCUGUGCCGGUGGGCGAGGGAAUACGCGGCGGAGGGGACCGUGCGGCGGUGCACGCCGGACAGGACAAUGAUGCUUGCCUUCUUGACGCCGAAGCGGGGCAUGUUCGUGUCCACGGCCAAGGCCAUGGCCGCAUAUAUGUAA